GACGUCACAGGUCAUUUCCUCUCAUGGGAACUAGUCACUACAGUUGGAGAAAUGUCGGCUAUAUCCGCGGCAGAGAAAGUGGAUGGUUUUACUCGUAAAUCUGUUCGUAAAGCCCAGCGACAGAAGCGUUCCCACGGCUCCUCGCAAUUCCGGAGUCCUACGAGUCCAAUCGAGCUGUCUCCUUUGCAGCAGUUGAAAGAUGCACCUUUGUCUGAACACCAAGAACUCUUCAUUCAGAAACUUCAACAGUGCUGUGUACUGUUUGAUUUCUAUGAUUCUGUGUCAGAUUUGAAAAGUAAAGAAGUGAAACGAGCUACAUUGAACGAAUUGAUAGAUUUUAUUUCAACAAACAGAGGAGUUCUUGUUGAUUCAUCUUAUGGUGAUGUAGUAAAAAUGAUCAGCAACAACAUAUUUAGGACGCUUCCUCCCAGUGACAACCCUGAUUUUGAUCCAGAAGAGGAUGAACCUACUCUUGAAGCAGCUUGGCCUCAUUUACAGUUGUUGGAGCUGUUCGACAGUGAAGAUCCUCGAGAACGAGACUUUUUGAAGACUAUUCUGCACCGGAUCUAUGGAAAAUUCCUUGGACUGCGCGCAUUCAUUAGAAAACAAAUAAAUAACAUUUUUUUAUGUUUCAUAUACGAAACAGACCAUUUUAAUGGCGUUGCUGAACUUCUUGAAAUUUUAGGCAGUAUUAUCAAUGGAUUUGCAUUGCCAUUGAAGGCUGAGCACAAACAGUUUCUGAUAAAAGUGCUUAUUCCAAUGCAUACUGCUAAAGGCUUGGCUAUGUUUCAUGCACAGCUAGCCUAUUGUGUGGUACAGUUCCUGGAAAAAGACUCAGCUCUCUCAGAAAUAGUCGUUAGAGGUUUAUUGAAGAUUUGGCCGAAAACAUGCAGUCAGAAGGAGGUUAUGUUUUUAGGUGAAAUAGAAGAAAUAUUGGAUGUGAUAGAGCCAUCUCAGUUUAAAAAGAUUCAUGAACCGUUGUUCCGUCAAAUAUCUAAAUGUGUAUCCAGUCCUCAUUUUCAGGUAGCAGAGAGAGCACUCUACUUCUGGAACAAUGAAUACAUUCUUAGCCUGAUUGAGGAAAACAUUAACACAGUAUUACCACUUAUGUUUGGCAGUCUAUACAGAAUCUCCAAGGAGCACUGGAACCCGACUAUUGUAGCACUGGUAUAUAAUGUUCUCAAAACUUUAAUGGAAAUGAACAGCAAACUUUUUGAUGAACUUACAGCAUCAUACAAAGUGGAAAGGCAGCGUGAAAAAAAGAAGGAACAUGAGCGUGAAGAACUUUGGAGAAAGUUGGAGGAAUUAAAGCUGAAAAAAACCAUGUCAGAGAUACAGAGUAAUGCAAACAAUAUCCAGAUUGCCCUGACCAGUAAAGCAGGUGCCAAAUAAAGUCCUCUAGACAAUGCACAACUAUUGCUGCUGGAUAGAUAUUCUUUUGUAUACAAGAUAUUUUUUUAAAUAUGUAAAAACUACAAAACAAACCUCAUCAGUAUGGUGUAAGAUUAUUAAAAAGGCCAACUAUUUUUGGGUUAUCUGUAAAUGAAAAAAAUUAAAAGAAAUGGUUUCAUACUACAGUGUGGCAGCAGUAUAUUUGUUAUCUUUUUAUGUCUGUAUCAUUAAUUUACUAUGUCAGUUUUAAGAAAGGUUUCACAAAAUAAAUUAAUUUUAUUAUAUUUGAUAUGAGUGCAGAAUUUAUGGGAGUGGUGAGAAUUAUGACUUGAACCCUUUUCCUAAUUGUGCUGCACAUAGAGAAUUGCAAUGUAAAUUAUAAUUUUUGUAUUUUAUAUGUGUGUGCAGUGCUGCAAACCUUGAGAAAGCUCAACAAGACGUUUUAGCUCUGCUGUAUUUCUUCAUAAAAAGCCACAGUAUCUUUUUGCACACAUUUAUAUUAAGUACUUAAGCUAUACUUAUAUUUUUAGCAAGUUUUUUUUUUUCAUUUCUGAAGUCUUGGACAUGUGUUCCUGCUUGGUCAGGAGGAGAAAACAAACCAAAGAGGAUAAUAGAAGAUGAGUUACAGCAGUAGGAUUUGUAUUUGCACUGAUACUUAUUUUCUUGUAUAAAAUGCAGCACAUACCAGUGGUUUGUCUUAUAACAGAUGAAAUAAAUUUAUAAGGAAAAUGAGACCAUUUGUAUAUAGUAGAAACUUUGAUAUUUUUGCUGACUGUAACUGAGAGAUGGUUUUAUGUAAAGAAGUAAAGCAAAUUAUACAAAACAGGCUUAAAGAAGUUUACCAUAAAAUCUUAUGUUUUUUCCUUAAAACAAGUUUGUCCAGUGCAUUUGAUGUUGAGUACCAUUCCAGUUUCUGUGAAUAUAUAUUUGUGUGAAAAUUGUUUUGUAAUGAAAGACCUUCUCUAGGGUUUUGAGCAGCAUUAAAUAAAGUCUACUUUGUUUAUA
This is a messenger RNA of Protopterus annectens (West African lungfish), 2397 nucleotides long. It is a transcript of the gene PPP2R5A, whose product is annotated as protein phosphatase 2 regulatory subunit B'alpha. The record is from RefSeq and is a predicted model, not a curated record. Lineage: Eukaryota; Metazoa; Chordata; Ceratodontiformes; Protopteridae. Gene Ontology annotation, molecular function: protein phosphatase activator activity. Gene Ontology annotation, cellular component: cytosol; protein phosphatase type 2A complex; nucleus. Gene Ontology annotation, biological process: signal transduction; protein dephosphorylation.